ACCAGCACUAGUCUGCGGCAGCGUUGGCAGCAGCAGCGAUGUGGCAUAUGCAUUGCUAACCUGUACCAAAAUUUUCCUCGUUUUAUCUAGAAAAUGUUGCCGUUUCCGAAAUAACCCGGUCGAAAGAGUAGUAAAUGAUUUGAUAGUAAUCUCUAUGUGUUAUGUACAUAUUUAAAAUUUUAAAAUGAGGGUGUCACUAGUGAUUUUCGGUGUCUUGCAACUUUUGGACAUAUGUAGAUUCUCAUUAGCAUGGGACAACGAGGAACUGGAAGUCUUCGACGUCGUCGAGGAAGUUAAUCAGAACUUCUACGCUCUCUUAGGUGUUCCCCAGGAUGCCAAUUCUACGGAUAUUAGAAAAGCUUUUAGGCGGUUGUCGCUUCAGCUGCAUCCAGACAAAAACAGUGCUCCAGAUGCUGACGAAAAAUUUAGGCAUCUAGUCGCAGUGUAUGACGUCCUGAGGGACCCCGGAAAACGGGAACGAUAUAACAAUGUUCUUGUUAAUGGGCUGCCUAACUGGCGAUCGGCUGUAUACUACUAUCGUCAUGUACGAAAAAUGGGACUAUUAGAAAUGAGCAUUAUAUUAUUUAUAGUUAUUACAAUUGGCCAGUAUAUCGUUGGAUGGGCGGCGUAUUUUGAAAAAAGAUAUACUUAUGAACAAGUAUUAGGGAGUAAGCUGCAGAAAAUGCAGAAGAAAAAUCGUAAAGGUAAAAUGGAUGUACCAGACUUGGCAGAUAUCUUGGAGAAAAUUCCAACACCAAGUGUAUGGAAUACUCUGCCUUUCCAACUUCCUCGGUGGACAUUCUUUUCUAUUGUUGGCAUUCCAUCUGGCAUCCGAGCUAUCAAGGAAGCACUAGCAGAAAGAAGACGUAGAAAGAAGGAAGAAGAAGAAAUGGCUUUAGCACAAAUGAAUGAAGAACCCGAGCCUGAGCCCGCACCACGGGGUCCAAGACGACGCCGAGCUGGUUUUACACUACAAGAACGUAGUGGAAGUAAUUUUAGUGAAAUUCAUAAUUGUAAACAAGAUAAUUAUCAGAAAACCCAUGUGGUUGAAAAGCCAAAAGCUACUGGAGGAGGCCUUUGGACUGAUGACGAUAUAUCAGAAUUGAUUAAACUUGUAAAAAAAUAUCCUGGAGGCACAACAGAUCGAUGGGAAAAGAUUGCAGAUUCCAUGAACAGAACUGUUACUGAAGUCACGCACAUGGCCAAAAAAGUCAAAGAUGAGGGGUUGAAACCAAAUCAAGGUGUUGAAGAAACUAAUUUAGAAGAUUUACCAAAGAAGAUCAAAACUCGUGCUGAGAUAACAGAUUCAGUUGGUGAAUGGAGUCAAGAACAACAAAGAGCACUUGAAGCUGCAUUAAGUAAAUAUCCCAAGGGCAUGUCGCAGGAUCGUUGGGAAAAAAUCGCGGCUUGUGUCGACGGAAAAUCUAAGGAAGAGUGUCAGAUACGCUAUCGACAGUUAGUGGAGCUCAUCAAGAAAAAACAACAGCAAUAGUAAAGUGGAAGACAUGUGUUGAGAAUCGUUUAGUUUUCAUACCUUUCAGGAAGUUAUUUAUUCAAUAAAAAUACCACUAUUAUUUCUCACAUCGAGUGAUGUGAACAGACGUGGAAAACGUGCAUGUACAGUAUUGUAAAUAGGUAUUUAUGUAUGUUGUGAAUUACAUGCAUGUGUAUAUCCUGAGAAUCAA
This is a messenger RNA of Diprion similis, 1685 nucleotides long. RefSeq names its product dnaJ homolog subfamily C member 1. Gene Ontology annotation, cellular component: endomembrane system. The transcript is spliced from 7 exons. Lineage: Eukaryota; Metazoa; Arthropoda; Insecta; Hymenoptera; Diprionidae. Bases 185 to 1492 code for a protein of 435 amino acids. The record is from RefSeq and is a predicted model, not a curated record.